UUUAAAUGGUCAAGAGUGUGACUAUUUCUUUUUUCGAUCUGGUCAAAGACACGUCAUUCCGGCCCGGGGUUAGGAAUUCACAAGGGAUUUCAGAUUUCUCACUCGUAAUCUGGCCCGGAGAGAUUGCCGAUUACAAGUACCAUAAAUAGGAGAGUUCUGCACAGCAAAUUUGGGCAUCUCAGUUUUCACGAAGAUGAUCAGAAGCAAGUCAAGAACUUCUUUUCCACCUGCUGCUCUACCUUGCCCUUGGCUAAUGUUUUGUCAUGGACAACACUCCAAAACACAAACCUUCUACAGUGUAUCCAAUGCUAAUUUUUGUGUCAAGAGAAUACCAGAUAUCUCAGGCAAAAGAAUAUGUGCAAGCUUUCAUGAAUGGAUGGUGAUGGUAGACCGUUACUCCUCUGAUUGCUUCCUUCUAAAUAUAAUUUCGCUGGAAAAGAUGGAUUUGCCUCCGUGGGAAGACGUGCCAUAUCAAUUCUGGAUACUUUCUGCACCUCCCACAGAUGACAACUACAUUGUUGGAUUCAUUGGUGAAGAUAGUCAUUCCAUAACGUUUUGCCGCCCGGGUGAUGGCAAAUGGGUUGAGCAUACGUUUGAACCAGAGAUUGGAACUCUUCGCGGUUACACUAUAUGCAAGGGGCAAAUUUAUUGCCAUGGCUUGCAACAUGGUCAAGCGAAUCUUGUGAUACUAGAUAUUGUGGAUCAUAGAGUUGAAGUGAGACACGUCUUAAGAGGAAGGCCAGAUUCACCAGUAGUACCAGAGUUAUUUGUGAGCGUACCAUACUUUAUUGAAUCUUGUGAAGAGAUCUUUCUCGUUGAAAUGUUUAUGCUUGGAGCAUCAACGAAGAAAAUCCGAGACAUAGCUAUUUUCAAACUGGACUUGUCGUCUUUAAAAUGGGUGAAGGUGGAGAGCCUAGGGGAUCGCACAUUCUUCAUCAACAAAGCUACCAACUGCAUCUCGUGCUCUGCUACAAAAUCAGGUACUUUGGGAAACUCGAUAUACUUCACGCAAGACGACAAGGAAAGUAUGUACGUAUUCGACGUUGAGGAGAAGUGCAUCCAUGCCCUCUGUCCUUGUCCAUAUCUUGGUCAUAACGUUGCACAAAAACAGUGGGUGAUUCCCGCAAGGACAUAGUAGGAUCUCUAGUAGGGCAUAAUUGGAAUUGAUUGUUGCCAUUCUGUCAAAGUUAGAUU
Molecule: messenger RNA, 1194 nt
Organism: Rhododendron vialii
Lineage: Eukaryota; Viridiplantae; Streptophyta; Magnoliopsida; Ericales; Ericaceae
Exons: 2
Coding region: 194-1135 (313 amino acids)
Source: RefSeq, a predicted model, not a curated record